UAAAAAGAAACAAAAACAAACCAUUUGAUUGAUUGUGUUUCAAUCUGAAGGCAGAAACAAAUAUCAUUUCAGCUUUGAAUGCUUCUCCCUCCAUUCAUCCUUCUUCACCCAAUUGAAGAAGGCCUUUAAAACGAAUAAACAAAGGCACCCAUUUGGUUAAAAUUCGAUCUUUUGAAAGCCACAAUCGCCAAAGAAGAAAAAGGGAAAAUGGGUGCGUACAGAGCGGAUGAUGAUUACGAUUACUUGUUCAAGGUUGUGUUGAUCGGAGACUCCGGCGUUGGUAAAUCGAAUCUCUUGUCUCGAUUCACCAAAAACGAAUUCAGCUUGGAAUCCAAAUCCACCAUUGGCGUUGAAUUUGCCACACGCAGCAUUCACGUUGAUGACAAGAUUGUAAAGGCGCAAAUUUGGGACACUGCAGGCCAAGAAAGAUAUCGUGCAAUCACAAGUGCAUAUUAUCGAGGAGCUGUUGGUGCAUUACUUGUGUACGAUGUUACCAGACAUGUGACCUUUGAAAACGUGGAGAGAUGGUUAAAGGAGCUUAGGGAUCACACAGAUGCCAACAUUGUAAUUAUGCUUGUGGGAAACAAGGCAGAUCUUCGUCACCUGCGUGCCGUGGCCACCGAUGAUGCCAAGGCAUUCGCCGAGAGAGAAAACACAUUUUUUAUGGAAACAUCUGCUCUUGAGUCCUUAAAUGUUGAUAAUGCUUUCACAGAAGUGCUCACUCAGAUAUAUCGUGUUGUCAGUAGGAAGACUCUUGAGAUUGGUGAUGACCCUGCAGCCUUGCCCAAGGGGCAGACGAUCAAUGUGGGCGGAAGGGACGACGUCUCCGCCGUUAAAAAGGCUGGAUGCUGCUCUGCAUAGCUUGACAUGUCUUUGGAAGCAAAACAGUAUCGUAUAUCUAUCUGUGCAUGAUCCAACUAGUCCUCAACAUUUGGAUAUCCAAGUCAAAUGUUUUAACACAUACACUUCUCUUUUUAUGUAAUUUUUCUCACAUAUCUUGCCAAGUUUGUUCUUUUUUCUGUAAGCAUUGUUUUGUCAUAGGAAUGAUGUCACGUU
Messenger RNA from Abrus precatorius (Indian licorice), 1056 nucleotides. Its product is annotated as ras-related protein RABA1f. The transcript is spliced from 3 exons. Gene Ontology annotation, cellular component: endosome. Gene Ontology annotation, molecular function: GTPase activity; GTP binding. NCBI's taxonomy places the organism in Eukaryota, Viridiplantae, Streptophyta, Magnoliopsida, Fabales, Fabaceae. The coding region runs from base 208 to 861 and encodes 217 amino acids. The record is from RefSeq and is a predicted model, not a curated record.